This is a messenger RNA of Nothoprocta perdicaria, 4046 nucleotides long. RefSeq names its product solute carrier family 26 member 9 (gene SLC26A9). The record is from RefSeq and is a predicted model, not a curated record. NCBI's taxonomy places the organism in Eukaryota, Metazoa, Chordata, Aves, Tinamiformes, Tinamidae. The coding region runs from base 1 to 2340 and encodes 779 amino acids. The transcript has 20 exons. Gene Ontology annotation, cellular component: membrane. Gene Ontology annotation, biological process: transmembrane transport. Gene Ontology annotation, molecular function: oxalate transmembrane transporter activity; bicarbonate transmembrane transporter activity; chloride transmembrane transporter activity.
AUGAGCCACGCCAGACCUCGCUAUGUCAUCGAACGUCCAGCAUAUUCGGUCAGCCUCUUCGACGAGGAGUUUGAGAAGAAAAGCAGAAGUUAUCCAAUUGGGGAAAAACUGAAAAACCUUUUCAGAUGUUCAGCUUCCAGAUUCAAGCUCAUCCUCUUCAGCCUGUUCCCAAUCCUUGCGUGGCUUCCCAAGUAUAAAAUCAAGGAUUAUGUUUUGCCUGAUGUUCUCGGCGGGCUCAGCGCGGGCACGAUCCAGGUGCCACAGGGAAUGGCCUUCGCCCUGUUGGCCAAUCUCCCUCCCGUCAACGGGCUCUACUCCUCCUUCUUCCCCUUGAUAACCUACUUCUUCCUUGGUGGCAUCCACCAGAUGGUCCCAGGUACUUUUGCCGUCAUCAGCAUCAUCGUUGGGAACGUCUGCAACGAGCUGGCUCCGGAGUCGGACUUCCAGUACUUCAACCAGAGCACCAACGAGAUCUCUGUGAACACCACCGCCCUGGAAGCAGCCAGGCUGGAGAUCUCGGCCACGCUCGCCUGCCUCACAGCCGUCAUACAGCUGUGCCUGGGCUUCGUGCAGUUCGGCUUUGUUGCUAUCUACCUCUCGGAGUCUUUCAUCAGGGGCUUCAUGACAGCAGCCGGGCUGCAGAUCCUCAUCUCCGUGCUCAAGUACGUCUUCGGCUUGACAGUCCCGUCUUACACCGGGCCCUUAGCUAUCGUCUAUACGUUCAUUGACAUUUGCAAAGGUCUCCCCAAGACCAACGUGGCCUCCCUUGUCUACGCCUUGGUCAGCGCCGUGCUCCUGAUCAUUGUUAAGGAGCUCAACCUCAAGUACAUGAAAAAGAUCCGGAUGCCCAUCCCCAUGGAGAUCAUCAUCGUCAUCGUUGCAACCGCGAUCUCUGGCAGCUUUGGCAUGCCCGACAAGUACAACAUGCCCAUAGUGGGGAAGAUCAGCAUGGGCUUCCCGGCGCCGACGCUGCCGCUCGUGGGCAAGUGGAAGGACAUGAUAGGCACGGCCUUCUCGCUCGCCAUCGUGGGCUACGUGAUCAACUUGGCCAUGGGGAGAACGCUGGCAGCCAAGCACGGCUACGACGUGGACCCCAACCAGGAGAUGCUGGCCCUGGGUUGCAGUAACUUCUUCGGAUCCUUCUUCAAAAUCCAUGUCAUCUGCUGUGCUCUCUCCGUCACUCUCGCCGUGGAUGGGGCCGGAGGGAAAUCACAAGUGGCAAGUUUCUUUGUGGCAUUGGUGGUUAUGGUGACCAUGCUGGCACUGGGGAUCUACCUCGAACCCCUUCCAAAGUCCGUGCUGGGGGCCCUCAUUGCCGUGAACCUCAAGAACUCGCUCAAGCAGCUGGCUGAUCCCUUCUACCUGUGGAGGAAGAGCAGGCUGGACUGCCUGGUGUGGCUGGUGAGCUUCCUGUCCGCCUUCUUCCUGAGCCUGCCCUACGGCGUCGCGGUGGGCGUGGGCUUCUCCGUGCUCGUCGUGGUUUUCCAUACCCAGUUCCGUAACGGCUCUGCCCUGGGCCAAGUGACUUCCACCGACAUCUACAAGAACCCCAAGGCCUACAGCAAGGUCCAUGAACUUAGCGGGAUCAAAAUUGUGACCUACUGCUCCCCGCUGUACUUCGCCAACUCGGAGAUUUUCCGGGAGAAGAUUAUAGCCAAGACCGGGGUGGAUCCCAGCAAAGUGUACUUAGCCAGGAAGAAAUUUGUGAAACGACAGAAGAAGGGGAUGGAACCAGCACCAACAAGCCUCCCCAAACUGCUCCUGAGGCAGAACAAGACCUUGUCCUUGCAAGAGCUCCAGAAGGACUUCGAAAGCGCCCCCCCAACAGACACCAACAACAACCAGACGGCCGCGAACGGCGCCAGCAUCUCCUACGUGAGCUCCAGCGAGCUGCACGGUAUCCCACCCGACCCCAUGGCCUCCGCGCCGCCCCUCGUCAGCUUCCACACCAUCAUCCUGGACAUGAGCGGCGUCUGCUUUGUGGACCUCAUGGGCACAAAGGCGCUGGGCAAGUUGUGUUCCAGUUAUCAGAAGAUUGGGAUUAAAGUCUUCCUGGCAAACGUGCAUGCCCAGGUGUACAACGACAUCAGCACAGGCGGAGUCUUUGAGGAAGGAGGCCUGGACCGAAGCCACAUCUUCCUGACUAUCCACGACGCUGUGUUGUUUGCCCUGGCAAAUAUGAAGGAUGUUGUCCACCCGCCAGUCUUGGAAGGGAGGCCGGAUCAGACCGAGCUCUCCAUCUAUGAUGAGUCUGUGGACGAAAGCAGUGUGGAGUUCAAGAACUUGGAGGAGGAGAUGUUCGGCAGCAUGUUCCACUCAGAGGCACAGACGGCUCUGUGAGCGCCGGGGGCGUCACGGCGCGGAAACCCUUCGGAUCAGAUCCCACCCCGGCCCGAAGAAGUGCCCUCCUCUCCGGAGACACAACCAGUCUGCAAAGGAAGGAGCCAUCACCUCUCCCGAACCGACGAUACCUCCCUCCCGCCUGCCUGCUCGGCUCCCGGCGCCCGGAGCGGCACCUCCGGAGCAGCAAACGGGAACCUCCAGGGUUCCAUUCCUGCUCCAUUCCGAGCAGGAGCUCGGGAAAUGCUCUUUCAUUAAUCACAAAGGAGCAGCGAGUUCAUUUGCUGGCAGAUGCCUUGAUGACUGUGAUGAUUAGUCAUUAUCGCCAGCCGAGUGCCCUCCUUUGCCUCUCUCCUGAACACAUCUGCACGCUUCAAGCCGUGCAGGCACUACCUGAUUCAGGCAUCUCCCUACCUUCUUUUUCUCCUGCCUCUUUUCCCGAUGAAAUAGGGAAAUACAGGGAGCCUUCCAUGGCUUUGAUUCGCGAGCAAAAGCCACUCUUGCAAGGUGCAAGGAGCAGCUUUGGAAGGAAAUGUUUUAUCAAGUGCACUGAUGUUCAGGGACCCCGCACACUAGGUGCAAAGCCACCCCUGCAAACCGAAGCCCACCCAUUUUGCUGCAGCCCUGCGACUCCCCGCACUGCUCCCUCCACACCCCAGAACCGCUGCCUCAGACCAGUGCCGUAUUUUCCAUCCCCUGAAGAUCUUGGUACCCUGGCUCAGGAGGGCUGCUUUCCGGGUUACUUUUUUAUUAACAUUAUUGCUGCCAGAAAUAUUUUAUAAUCAGAGCUAAGAAUUCCUUGUUGCUGCCGGUGACGUGCACGGAUGGGGCUGCCUAGUUCAGCCCCCUCGGGAGGAUUUUCGGGGUCUACCUAUCGACUGGACUGAGUGCUGGGGAAGGCGCUCGGGCUGCGGACGACAGGACAGCAGUAACUGCAGAGGCGCUCUGGCCCUCUGCCCAUUUCCUGGCCAGAACGACCAAAAGAUUCAGUUCAGAAACAGAGCAGGGCUUUGGGGAGAUCUGCUUUCUGCAAAUCAUUUUGAUCACAAAUAGGAAAUUGAGGGAGAUGGGAGAGAGCCCAUUCUGUAGCCUCUUCAGGAUGGCAAGGAUCCAGAGCAGUAAAUCUGAAAUUUCAGCAUGAUUUUUUUGCCUCCCCUGCAAGCAGGGAAUGGCCCAAGUGGUAUCCUGUGCUAUGCAGGGCCUCAGGUGAAUGGUGUCAGCAAAAGAAACCUCUUUUAUAUCGCGUGAUCUUUGCAUAACAAUUUUCUACUGCAUGUUUGAUGAUUUUCACUGAAAUUCACCACAGACUGAUGCUCCGAGGAUUGCCUCCCUCAGGCAAGCAAGCUUGACUCACUAACCCACACCCAGACAGAAGAGAUCUUAAUCAUUUCUAAAAAAAAAUGGUUUUUUAUAUAUGAGUGAUAUUAAUAACUGCUGCUAUUUUAGCUUUCUCUCCCAAUGCCUGCCCUUUUACCAACUGCUAAUGCUAUAACAAAUGUGACGACAACAUAAAGCCUGAAAGAAAUCAAGUAUAAGCCAAGGGUUAAAGGAACCCUUCUUUAGCGUAUUUCAAACUCAGACAUGGAUUUUAUGAAAGAAAAGGGUUAUUUUUAAAUUUGGACAUGCAGGUGUAUUUUCAAACGCAAUGAAAACAACUCUUUCUAUUUGAAUUUUAAAUCCUCUUCCAGCACCGGCUUGCAGUGUGA